Molecule: messenger RNA, 333 nt
Organism: Danaus plexippus (monarch butterfly)
Lineage: Eukaryota; Metazoa; Arthropoda; Insecta; Lepidoptera; Nymphalidae
Product: RNA guanine-N7 methyltransferase activating subunit-like
Exons: 1
Coding region: 1-333 (110 amino acids)
Biological process (GO): RNA 5'-cap (guanine-N7)-methylation
Molecular function (GO): RNA binding
Source: RefSeq, a predicted model, not a curated record
AUGGAUUCUGAAGGGCUAUCCGCAGAUGAGAAGGAGUUUUUAGAAAAAUGUGAGGCAGAGUUCAAAGAUCGAUUUACAGAGCGUGAUGAGGAGUACAUGAAGGUUGUUAAUAGAGAUCCUCCUACACCACCAAUCUUAGAAAAUUGGUUGUCAUCCAACAGUUCAGGUCGAAGGCAUGAUCGCCGGUAUAACAACAGGCACAAUACUUACGAUCGUUAUGGUAACAGAGAUAGACGAGCCCGAGGUGACUACAACAGACAUGGCAGAAGCCAAUAUGACAACAGAGGCUAUAAUGACUAUCAUAACAGUGACGGCUACCAUUCAAGAUAUUAA